UGGUUGGAAAUUGUCGCUCCACUAUCAUUCUGUGACUACUGUGACGAUGAUAUUCUUUCAAGUGGUCUAGGCCGUAUAAUUGAACUAAUGUGUCUUUCAACGAAUGGUACGAUUCAUCAUGAAAUUACAGAGAAGAACAUGCGCCGGAGUUCAAGGAAUGUCUUUGCAACCAAGUCUUCUGAGGUGGAUAAAGAGGAGAUAAGAAAAGAGGAUCAGCUUAACACUCUAUCUGAAGAUACGACGCAAAGAACCACGGUUGAUGACUCUCCGAAAAGAUUUCAUUUCGUUGGAACCGGCGACGAUAUCGGAGAAAUAAUGGCGUCACCAAAGAAUUGUCCUAAAUCUCCGACGAAAGCUUCACCCUCUGUGAAAUGCAGUAGUGAUGGUUGGUGGUACCGCCGAAAGAGACCACGUAUCUAUCCAACGGUCGUUGUUGCCGAGUUUAUUGAGAAACGCGAUGUGGAAAAGGACUGCAAUGAAGACGUGAACGUCUAUCGCCUCCCAAAAACGUUAACAAUUCGGAAUGUGAGUUUGAUCUCUUCACUUCAUGAGUAUACUAUUCUUGAGAUGACUAUGACAUGUGAUUAG
This is a messenger RNA of Haemonchus placei, 588 nucleotides long. Lineage: Eukaryota; Metazoa; Nematoda; Chromadorea; Rhabditida; Trichostrongylidae. The record is from the annotation of a GenBank genome assembly.